This is a messenger RNA of Hyla sarda, 1405 nucleotides long. RefSeq lists its product as uncharacterized. The transcript has 7 exons. The record is from RefSeq and is a predicted model, not a curated record. The coding region runs from base 268 to 1014 and encodes 248 amino acids. NCBI's taxonomy places the organism in Eukaryota, Metazoa, Chordata, Amphibia, Anura, Hylidae.
UUUGCCGCCUGCCUUGACCUUUCUGCUAAGUCCGACUACACCUCUGCCUCAUCCUUCUGUUCCUCAGCUUGCCCAGCUACCUGUGUGGUCGAGUCGUAUCGGGGGUAGCGACCUGGGUGUCGCCUACCGCAGCAAGCCCAUCCUGCCUUGCGGUGGGCUCUGGUGAAGACCAGCGGCACCUUAGACUCCGCUCCCCGAUACGGUCCGUGUUAUCUGCCACACAGGUCAGAGGAUCCACAUCCAGCAUCGUUACAGCAAGAUCCGGCCAUGGAUCCCGCUAGGGUUCCUUUGCCCGAUAAUCCGGAUCUCACCUCCAUCAUGGCUCUCCAGUCACAGCAGUUGGCCCAGCAGGCGCAACAGUUAAACCAAUUGUCUGCCAUGAUGCAGCAGUUGCUUUCUGCCCAACAACAACCACAGCAGCCUCAGCCUCCUCCUGCUCCAGUGUUGCCUCUCGCUCCUGCAGUCGUCUCGGGAUCUAAGCUCUGUAUGUGUAUGAGGAGAAGCCAGCAUUGUUACAAUAUUAAGUAUAUCAUAAGCAUACAAAAUGACUGUUGUCUCAGAUUUUUUCUGAGCAUAUCCAUUACUGCCUGCCAGGAGGAUAAGCAGUGCCAGAAAUAUGCUCUGAACAUCCAGUGCUUAUUUUACCAUCCGGUAUUACAAUCAUCUGAAAGUGACACAGGAAUACUGGGGUAUACAGUGGUUGUCUACUUGGUGAUGACCAUCCUAGGAGUUGGUGUCGCUCACAUCGAGUAUAAAUUCAUGGUAAUUCGCUAUGCGUUAUAUAAUCUGCCAGAGGAUCCUUUAUACUAUUCCAUAGAUCAUCUGCAUUGGAACAGCAAUAAAUGCAGUAUAUUCUACAGAGCUGAGAUCAGGAGAAUCACUCACCAAAAAUGCAAUGUACAACAUCUUAUGCAUAAUGCUAUGCUUUUGGAAGAAGGUCAAAAAGUUUGGAAAUUCAGGUUUGGCAACGAACGUCUAAUGUUCCUGAAUGAGCUCUUCUGUUCUUCACUAUAGCUGGCAUCAACUGCAUAAUAAUAGGCUUUGUUCUUUAAAAGGUCUUUGACUUAUUUGUGAUUCUGCUUAAUUUAGCUGUCAUAAAGGUUCUGCCUAGUUUGCCUUUGGUGUUUAUACAUCCCUGUUUGUUUUAUCAACUCUCUUAACAAUGUCUAAUGGUAAAGUAAUAAAUACCAGAACUCUCAUUUGCAUUUGAGUUAAAUUGCAAACCACAUGUUUAGAGCAUCCUCUAUAAUAGGGUGUUGCUUAAAGAAAAUGUUCAUCUAUUAUGUGCUAAGAUUUUGUUAUCCAUAGCAUUUACUUUAGUUGGACUUCUGUAGAAUUACAAGUUGCUGUAGAAUAUGUUUCUAUCUAAGUAAAAUGAAAAAAUAAAUGAAUGAAUAAAUAAAUA